CGGUGCGGACCUCGGAGAGCCUGGCCUCCAGCCCGCGAGCCAGUCUCGUUCCCCGCGGCCCGCCGAGGCUCAGAGCCAUCCAGCGACCCGGCGAGCGGCCUCAGGCCCUGCCAUGGGGAAGACCAACAGCAAGCUGGCCCCAGAGGUGCUGGAGGACCUGGUUCAGAACACUGAAUUCAGCGAGCAGGAGCUGAAGCAGUGGUACAAGGGCUUCCUGAAGGAUUGCCCCAGCGGCAUCCUCAACCUGGAGGAAUUCCAGCAGCUCUACAUCAAGUUCUUCCCGUACGGCGACGCCUCCAAGUUUGCGCAGCACGCUUUCCGCACCUUUGACAAGAACGGCGACGGCACCAUCGAUUUCCGGGAGUUCAUCUGCGCCCUUUCGGUCACCUCCCGCGGGAGCUUCGAGCAGAAACUCAACUGGGCCUUUGAGAUGUACGACCUGGACGGCGACGGGCGCAUCACGCGCCUGGAGAUGCUGGAGAUCAUCGAGGCUAUCUACAAGAUGGUGGGCACUGUGAUCAUGAUGCGUAUGAACCAGGAUGGGCUCACGCCCCAGCAGCGUGUGGACAAGAUCUUCAAGAAGAUGGACCAGGAUAAGGAUGACCAGAUUACACUGGAGGAGUUCAAGGAGGCGGCUAAGAGUGACCCAUCCAUUGUGCUACUGCUGCAGUGUGACAUGCAGAAGUAGAGGGUGGUGAGGGGCAGGGCCCCUGGCCAGGAGGGCUGUGGCCACCUCCCAACCCAAUGACCUCUCAGGGGGAGGGGUACGCUAGCCUCACUCUCUGGCUCACCCACCCCUCUGCCCAAGCCCUUGCUCCCCUCAGUCAAGAUCCUUGAGGGACCACCUCACCCUGGAAAGGAGACAGAUCCUCAGGUAUUCUGUGGUCUAGCCCCACCCCCAGUCUUGGCCCAAAACCACCUCCACUGGGCACAGAGAGUUGGCUUUUGCCCCAAGAGGCAGGGUUGAGGAGGGGGCUGUGGGUCUGCUUUGAAAUUCUAUUCUUCCUGGGAUUAUGCUUUACAGGAUGUGUUCCCACAGAUCCCAGUUAAAGGGUCACAGUGGGCCUGUCCUUUGCUGAGGAUGUAAAUUCCUUAAAGGUGGUCUCUGCCCUGCCCGCCUUGACUCUACCUGGCCCCUCCAGCCCCAGCCUUUGGAGCGUUCAUUCAAUCCUUUCUUGACCUAACGUUUAUUGAGCACCUGUUCAAUGCCAGGCACCUCUAGGUGCUAAGGUUAUGGUAGUUUACAAGACACAUUCCAUGCCCUUUGGAAGCUCAUACAAGAGGGUGAGGCAAACCUCCAGUGGUCAGGGUCUCAUAUGGGAACGCUGCACACGGUGGAGCAGAUGGCAUGGAAAGGCUAGCUAGUUUGAAAGAAACUAUGAAAUCUUUCAGCUCAGCUCCACCCAGAGCUGCAGAGAGAUGGAAUGAAAAGUGUUCGGAAGUCUAGGAACCAUAUGAGUGGAAGUUUUAAGAAACACUGAUAUUUAUGUAAUACUUAUUUUUUUAGAACCCUUUAAAAGAGCUAAAGUCAUUUUAUUAGUUUAGGAUAUUAAAACAUACUUUCUAUUACUUGGUUUCUUGUAAAAUGAUUAAAUGAAUAUAGAAAAUGCUAAUUUUGCAAAGGGGGGGAGGGAGAGCCGAGAAAAAAGAGGGAAAAUACGAGCAAACUUACCAAAUAACACUUUUUCUUAUCAGAUCAAGUCCUGAGGUGUCACCAUCAGCAGCCUCUGCUACUUCCUUUUUAAUGACCCUUUUCAAAUCAGUGAGCAGAUCUCUAUUGGGCACUUGCUCUGGUUGGAUGCUGACUUCAGAAACAGAAAAGACAAGGUUUGCUGCGAGUCAGACUCGUGUAUCUUCCACAUCUUGGUAGUUCCUUUCUGGAUUUCAAAGAUGGGCUUUUUUUUCACUGCUACAGAAACAGAAGGACCUAGAAGAAGGGGACCACCUGGCCACUGUUUGGGUUGCCAGACCGCACUUAUGGACCAAAAUGCCUAAAAAGUGCUGGGGACGUGCUCCAUUUGAAAGGCUUUUUCUAACCCCAAAUCCUCAGUCUGCCAGGUAAUUUGUCAUCUUCCAGGUGUACUGGCUUUGCUUUCCAAUGUCUGCUUUCCGAUUUUGGAUUCAUGAGCUAUACAGCUGCAUGCUUUGACUGCCAGAAAAUUAAUCUUGCUCCUUCAAGCCUUUCCCUUUAUUUUCUACUGUACUUGUGAUCAGAAAUUAGCUUUGAUGUGCCGUGACAGAUUUCCUCUUGAACUGCUGGUGACAACAGUCUUGUACACAGGUGCUGUCAGCCCAGGGCAGGAGCAGGGAGUGAUUGCCGAGUCAGAAGUAUGGGAUUGUAUCUCCAGGAAAGAGAUGAGGCAUGCCUGUUCUGAGUGCUCACCUGCCCUCCCUUCUCUGCAAGUUGCUUGAGGAUGCUGACCUUUGGUACCAGACUCUACUGGACCUUCCUUCUUGUUACCCUUGGAGGUAGCAAGGCCACUUAGCUGCCACUCUCUGUCUUCUGCCUAUGACCAGCCAUGUGGUGAGGCUGGGAAUUCACAUCCUCGGGCAGUAACCAGCAAGUUUUUAUCCCUCAAGGAAUGUUCCAUUGCUCUGAGGAGCUGGUCAUUAGGUGUAUCUUGUGCUACCAUUCAGCACCGCAGAUACAUAGAUAUUCAACAGCCUGGCUUAGCUGAGACUUCCAGUGGAAGGCUUUUUACAAAGUGGGGUUCCCAUCCCCCAAACACUGAAUCUAACCUAACUCACAAUCGCACAGAACUUCAUGACUUUCAGAGGCUUGCCAUCUACUCCAUCUCUUUCUAUCCUCCAGCCUAGGAUAUUUUCGUUCUCUUUCUCCAGACUUGGGAAGUGAGGCACAGAAAGGGGGGAAUCCCUUGUGCAAGAGCACACGGUCAGGAGUUGGCACAGUGCUAAGAUUCGAAUCCAAGGCUCUACCAGGGUUUCUUCCCUCAGGGUCUCUCCCUCCUCCUCUGUCUGAAUCUGAGUCAUGCAAAGUCAACUGUGGGGCAAGCUAAGUCAGUACAAGUCUUGUACAAGCUUCCUGCUAAGAAGUUUCUGAGGUGGUGGUCUUCCAAAAAGAAACAGGAGCUUGGUUGAACUCCUGACAUUUUUAAGUAUCUUGCUGUCUGCUUCUGGGCAGCUCUGUUUUUAAAAAAAUUUAAAAAAAUUUUUUUAUUUACUUCUG
Hyaena hyaena (striped hyena) is the source of this 3187-nucleotide messenger RNA. It is a transcript of the gene HPCAL4, whose product is annotated as hippocalcin like 4. The transcript is spliced from 4 exons. Bases 113 to 688 code for a protein of 191 amino acids. NCBI's taxonomy places the organism in Eukaryota, Metazoa, Chordata, Mammalia, Carnivora, Hyaenidae. Gene Ontology annotation, molecular function: calcium ion binding. The record is from RefSeq and is a predicted model, not a curated record.